AUGAGCUCGACUAUGCAUUCUCUGGGUUGCGGAGCCCCAACCCGUCAGAGUUUGAUCGAUGAGACUGACGGAGGCGAAGAGAUCUUCCUUAUGACGACGGUGCGGAAGCAGCGUGUUGGCAUUGCAUGGUGCUCGACGAUAUCGCUUGUGAUACGCUUUUGUGAGAUAGGAGACUCGGCGCCAUUUUCGCAAACCGAGCGCACCCUUCGAGCGAUCGAGCCGAACCUUAUUUUAACCCCCGCAAACGCCAUCGACGAGUUCAGGGCGAUGCUAACGCGGGUAGCGUCACAGGCUGUCCGCGACAUGCACCGCAGCGAAGUCCAGCAAAUCGAAGCUUUCCCCGCUGAAAGACUCACCGCCGUUUCCGGUGGACUGGGCGAUUGCCUCGAACUCGCUGAUGGCGGCGGGCCGCUGGUUCUUCUCGCCGCGGAUGAUGUCGCGCCUCAGCGCAUAGAAGAAACUAUUCGCUGGUGGCAAAAUCCUGUAGACGCCUUCGCUCAGCAUCAAUUGAGCGUAGAUGUAAGCGGGAGCUCGUCUCCGGACCGGCGAGCACCAUUGGAUGAUCAGGGGCCGGUCGGGCAGACCUGCCUAGGGGCGCUGCUGUCGUUUCUAGCGAUGCGCUGUGAUGUUGAUAUCCACACCGUACGCGCAGAGCCCUUUUAUAUGGAGCAAUUAGCUAUAUCGCCGAUGAGUCUUCUGCGAGAACUGAGGGUCCUACCGGCCAAGGUUUCCGCGCCUAGGUCAGGCGCUCGAGUCCAUCAACACGGGCUCACGCUUUACCAGAUCAUUAGCAGCUUCGGGGCCUCGGCGCCCGGACAGAGAAAAAUCCGCGAGAUUCUAACGCAGCCAAUCUGUGACCCUGCGCGCAUUCGAGAGCGUCUCGAAGUGGUUCAGGCCCUGGCCGGCGCCUUGGCCAGCAUCGACAUGAUAUUGUUCAGAAAGCUCCUGAAAGCUGUGCAUCAUCCACAAAAUCUUUGGAGGCGCUUGGUUUCGGGCGCAGCGACUGCGGAAGACUGGGCAGCGCUCCACGGAUGCAACGUGGCAGUCGCGGGGCUCUUUAAUGGAUUCUCCGACUUGGUUCAAAUCGUGUUGCCUGUUUGGCGCGAGAGAAGCGCUUUUCUGCAAGAAAAUGCGCAAGAGUUGACACCCGUGCUCGACCCGGAAUGGUACACAAGCGUCGCGACACGAAUCGGGGCAUGUAUCGACAUGAGUGGAUCCAAGUCGGGCUGGAAUCCAGCCGUCAAGACCGGCUUUGAUGAAAACCUUGAUAAUAUGAGAUUAGCCCUUGAAUCUCUGGACAGUUUUCUCGAGAGCGUGGCUCAAUCGGAGAAGAGCAGGUAUUUUGGGUCGUCCGCCACGGAGCGGUCGAUCUGUGUACAGUUUCAUCCGCGCCUCGGCUAUGUGAUGAAGAUCUCCCGCUCAGACGCUGCCCAGAUGGAAUCCGAUGCCUCUCUGGAGCACGCGCUCGACACCGAUACUGAUGCAUAUGUGAAGAACGACAGAACGCGUCAGCUCGAUGAGGAGCUCGGUGAUCUGCCCGGGGCCAUCAACGACCUCGAGAAGAGCAUCAUUCGAGAUCUCGAGGCCGCCGUGAUACCCACGAUACCAGUGCUUAGUCGCACAUGCGACUUGCUGGCAGAGAUCGACUGUUGGCUCAGCUUCGCCCUCUCUGCGAUGCGCUAUGAGUGGACUUGUCCACAAGUCCUCGGGGCAGAAUCAGCCUGUCACAUCGACGUAAUCGACGCUCGCCACCCGAUUCAAGAGCUCACCGUGGACUCUUUCGUUCCUAACAGUCUCUCUGUUAGGCGCGGGGAUGUCUGUGUCGUCACAGGGCCAAACGCAAGCGGCAAGAGCGUGCUUCUGCGCCAAGUUGCGUUGAUUGUACACAUGGCACAGGUUGGCUCCUACGUGCCGGCGCGUAGCGCCCGAAUCGGCGUGACCGACCGGAUAUUUGCCCGAGUGAAGAGUUUCGAUUCCACCGGCCGCGAGACAUCAACAUUCAUGAACGAUUGCAUCCAAAUGGCGCAGACGCUCAGGUACGCCACUUCCAGGUCGCUCGCUAUUGUUGACGAAUUCGGCAAAGGCACUUCCGAUGAAGACGGAAGGGCACUUGCGGCAGCGGUGCUUUCAGAGUUGGCAACCAACGUCACGGGGCAAAUGACGGUGCUAUUUGCGACCCAUUUCCAUGAGGUGACCGGGACACUCUACGCGCAAGCUCACGCGAACUCGCGGCUGCGCUUCUUCAAACUUGAAGUGCUCGUGCAGGAAAACCGCCAGACCGGUGAUGCUCCAGAUCAGAACGACGACGUGGUCUUGACCGCGCUGUACAAGUUGUCUGAAGGGGCGCCCUGCUUGGACUCCUACGCGCUGGCCUGUGCCCGCGCGAACGGGAUGCCCGACGCCAUCCUCUCCCGUGCACGAAAGAUUCGGCGCUUUCUGCAGGCGCGAGCGCUUCCACCGGAGGCCUCUCUGGAAAGCGCUGCGACGCUCCAGCUCCCUAUACGCGAUGCAUGCCCUGCGAGGCGCUAUGUGCGACUGCAGCAUAUCGUGCGCCAGGUUGGUAUCGUGGCGAGCACCGCUGCAGCUGGUAGUCCCAAUCAAGCCCACGCAACAAGUCCGCGUGUUCUCCAUGCUGUUCAACAGCUGCUUCAGGAUGUCAGCACUGGACGCAUCUGGGCCUGCUCCGAAUCUCGCCCGGGAAAUGUCUAA
Messenger RNA from Cyanidioschyzon merolae strain 10D, 2709 nucleotides. Its product is annotated as mutS family DNA mismatch repair protein MSH5. Gene Ontology annotation, cellular component: nucleus. Gene Ontology annotation, molecular function: ATP binding; mismatched DNA binding; ATP-dependent DNA damage sensor activity. Bases 1 to 2709 code for a protein of 902 amino acids. NCBI's taxonomy places the organism in Eukaryota, Rhodophyta, Bangiophyceae, Cyanidiales, Cyanidiaceae. The record is from RefSeq and is a predicted model, not a curated record. Gene Ontology annotation, biological process: mismatch repair; chiasma assembly. The transcript has a single exon.